AUGACUGCAAUAGCUCCCACUGAAAUCUCGACGACGUCGAGUCCCUUCAGUGUGUCUGGCAAAACAGCCAUCGUCACUGGUGCAGGAUCUGGAAUCAAUCUCUCUUUCGCGGCACUUCUGCUGUCUCGAAACUGCAACGUCGUCUUCGCCGACCUGUCCCUGCGGCCAGAAGCUGAGGCUCUAGUUGCCAAAUACAGCGAUGCAGCAAGCAGCCCCCGCGCCGUGUUCGUCAAAACUGACGUCACGUCUUGGCCUGCCCUGUCCAACAUUUUCAGCGCCACGCUCUCGGAGUUCGGGGAUGUCGACAUCGUAUGCCCUGGCGCUGGCGUCUACGAGCCGCACUGGUCCAACUUCUGGCACCCGCCAGGCUCUUCUGAGGCCAAAGACGCCAUCGACGGAGAGCCUGGACACUACGCCCUUUUGGACAUCAACCUGAACCACCCGAUCCGCGUGACGCAGCUCGCGCUGUCCCACUGGCUGCACCCGCCGCCAGGGAGAGCUGCGGUCUCGCCGUCAAAUCCGAAGAGGGUUGUGCAUAUUGGCUCUGUGGCUGGAUAUGUGCCAAACUUCAACGCUCCGCUCUAUGGAGCGUCCAAAUUCGGCAUCACGGGUUUCGUCAGAAGUCUCGCCCCGCUGGACGACAAGCACGGAAUACGAGUAAACGCCGUGGCUCCUGGGGUGGUCCGGACGCCAUUGUGGCUAGAGCACCCGGAGAAAAUGGUCAACCUCGAGACAGCCGAUGGAUGGGUUACCCCGGACGAGGUUGCUGUUGCGAUGCUCCAGUGUGCGGAGGAUAGUGAUCUGGUCGGCGGCACUAUCUUUGAGGUUGGGAAGGACAACGCUCGCUCCGUGCAGACUUUCAACGACCCGGGCCCGGACAGGGACCCAAAGAAGGGUCUGAUUACGAGGAACUCGAAAAAUGGCCAUGACAUGGUGUGGACAUGGCUCCAGGAUAAGUUUAAUCUCUCUUUAAUGUUGCUCCGGUUCAUCAAGAACCUCUGGAAUUCUUAG
Messenger RNA from Diaporthe citri, 1011 nucleotides. RefSeq lists its product as uncharacterized. The transcript has 3 exons. Gene Ontology annotation, molecular function: oxidoreductase activity, acting on the CH-OH group of donors, NAD or NADP as acceptor. The record is from RefSeq and is a predicted model, not a curated record. Bases 1 to 1011 code for a protein of 336 amino acids. NCBI's taxonomy places the organism in Eukaryota, Fungi, Ascomycota, Sordariomycetes, Diaporthales, Diaporthaceae. Gene Ontology annotation, cellular component: cytoplasm.